AUGGCCUUUUCGUUGGUGACCGUGGCUCUGGUCGACCUGUUGUGGCUAGAAGUGGUCCCAACAGCCUUUGACUUUCCUCCUGGUUCUGACGAUCAUAUUAUGAAUAUCGGCUGGAGGUUCUACCUAUGCUUCAUCAUUCUGUCCUUGCUGUUUGCCAUUAUUUGUUUCUGCUUUUUCCCCAACUCUCGGGGCUUAGCCAUCGAAGAGAUGGCUGUGCUGUUUGGGGAUGACGCCGAGGUUUACCAGAUAGCCACGCCUGAAGACAGAUCCGAAGCGGUGGCCAAGGAUGGUGGUGCCUUUGUGGAGGAUAUCAAGAAUGCUUAA
Cladophialophora bantiana CBS 173.52 is the source of this 324-nucleotide messenger RNA. RefSeq lists its product as uncharacterized. The transcript has 2 exons. The coding region runs from base 1 to 324 and encodes 107 amino acids. Lineage: Eukaryota; Fungi; Ascomycota; Eurotiomycetes; Chaetothyriales; Herpotrichiellaceae. The record is from RefSeq and is a predicted model, not a curated record.